AUGGCUGCUCGCGUCAUCUCCCCUCGGGUGUGGGCCCUGGUGUGCCUGGUUGCUGUGGCGCCGCUGUCGCCGGCGUCGCCGGUGCCGCCGCGGGUGCUGCAGAGCGCCACCAACGUGGCGGUGGUGCCGCGCGCGGCGCUGCCGGCCAACCUGACCGUGCUGUCGGUGGCGCUGCUGCCCGACCCGGCGGCCGCCAACGUGACGGUGCUGCCGCUGGCGCCGCCCACGCUCGACGCCCUGCCGCCCGGCGCCGUCUCGCUGGCCGAGAAGCUGCCGCUGGCGCCGCCCCAGCCGCCCGAACUGCCCGAGACCGCCGCCCCCGGAGACGCGGUCGACUAUGAUGAUGCUUUAUUGGAUCCUGAGGCAGAUCCGAUCCAAGAAAAGAAAUACGAAGCGCUCAAAGUAGAACCGAGUGAAAAUAGUAAUAAACAAGAAACUAGCAACGACGACAACAAGGAGGGUGACGUGAAGAAACAGGACAAGAAAGAGGAUGGGAAGAACUGUGAAGACGAGACAGACAAAGGAGACGGUGAUAAGAAAGAAAAGAGUAGUGCAAGUGGCGAGGGCGAGAACAAAGAAGAGAAGAAGCCAGAGCCUAGCAAAAGCGAAUCGACUGUAAGCGACAGUGGCAAGGAAAGGAAUACCGAGGGACCUAGUAAGGGUGAUGCAGCCGAGGCGGGAAGCAGUAAGGAAGGAAAGGAAGAAAAGGCUGCAGCCACGAGAGAAGGGAAGGCCGCCGAUGCUGUGAGUGGCAAAGAGAAGGCGUCAGCAGCCGCUAGCAGCGAGAAGAAAGCUGAAAGCCAAACAGCUGAAGGCGCGGAAGAAAAGUCUGCAGCCCCUGGCGAAGCGAAGGCACCCGAUAGUGAGAGUGAGAAAGAAAAGACGGCAGCGGCAGCUAGCGGCAACAAGACAGCUGAAAGCCAGAGCAAGACAGCUGAAGGCGACAGCGCCGGAGGGAAGCAGGGUGGAGCUGCCAGCGGAGAAGCACAAGCCAAGACCGAAGCCCCGUAG
Messenger RNA from Schistocerca cancellata (South American locust), 1011 nucleotides. Its product is annotated as glycine-rich protein 1-like. NCBI's taxonomy places the organism in Eukaryota, Metazoa, Arthropoda, Insecta, Orthoptera, Acrididae. The record is from RefSeq and is a predicted model, not a curated record. The coding region runs from base 1 to 1011 and encodes 336 amino acids. The transcript is spliced from 3 exons.